UAAACAAGUUGGAAAACAAGUAUUUUGGCCGGAUUUCUUGUUCUUGGAUUCGUGUUUUCGUGGCUCAGUUUUUAGAAACAAAAUUAGGACAAAUGAGAAUGACAUCGUCGACGAAAAUCAUGCUCAUCGCCUGCGGGUCCUUUAGCCCGCCAACUCCGAUGCACUUUCGGAUGUUUGAGAUAGCCCGAGACCACAUCCACCAAAUGGGACUCGGCCAGGUGGUGGGUGGGAUUGUGUCGCCGGUGCAUGACUCAUACGCCAAAAAGGGACUCGUUUCGGCCACUCAUCGCUGUGCCAUGAUAAAAAUUGGACUCAAGUCUUCAGAGUGGAUUCGGCUGUCCGAUUGGGAAACGCAGCAGGAGGAGUGGACAAGAACCCGGCAGGUGCUGCAGUAUCACCAGAAUUUCAUAAACUCUUACCUGAAAGACACGAAUGGGACCAUCAAUAAUCAGCACAUUCCGGCCUGGAUACCGGAGGGAAUUAAAAAGACGGCUGGCCAGGUUCACCUGAAGCUGUUGUGUGGCGCAGAUCUUCUCGAAUCCUUUGCAACACCCGGAUUGUGGAAGGACGAGGAUCUAGAAGCCAUUCUCGGUUACCAUGGCAUUGUCGUGAUUUCGCGUGCCGGAUCCAAUCCGGAGCAAUUCAUCUUCAAUUCCGAUCUAUUGACCCGUUAUCGCCGCAACAUAACGAUUGUGACGAACUGGGUGACGAAUGAUGUCAGUUCGACGCUCAUCCGCCGACUGUUAAGCCGUGGGAUGUCGGUCAAAUAUCUGUUGGACGAACACGUUACGGAGUACAUUCAAAAGUUCGGUCUUUUCGGGACUAAUAGCGACACUAAGUACAUUUUAACACCAGGAAGCACAACGGAGGCCAUGAGUAUCUCACCAAUCUCCCCGAUCAACGAUCCGGACAUCUACAUUGAGCACCGAAAUCGAUUGAACAAACGGAAUUCAUCGUGUGAAGCGAUGGAUGAAACAGAUUUUCCCUCGCCACCACUUCCGUCUCCCAGUGCGGGCAGUAAUGUUACGCUCAAUAAGGUGUUUUGCUGCGCAAAUGAGCCAUCCACGGGACCGCUGGCAAAACCGAUCACCGGGCGAGGAGCUACGUUUCUAGCCCGCCCAGGAAGUGCCGUGCAGAUAAUAACGACCGCAGCUCCUGCUCCGGCACCACCGUCAGUAACGACACCGGAUGGAACCACAAAACAGGCCCACCAAAUCAGCAGCGAUGAUGGCGACCAGAAACACAAGAAGAUCGUGAAAAAGAUGAAGACAUCAGCUGCUUGUCCGGUCUCGCGGGUCUAGGGAGUUCGUCAAUUUCGCUACAACAGAUGCAGCGAUAGCAUAGAAUCUCCGUAGCAACCACUGCACACUUUCAAACGCAUCAACGCAGGCAUUUUCUCCCCAUGGCGGCUUAACCGGAUGGUUUUUGGCUCAAACUCAAUCCCGAGGAUAUGUUUGAAUGUUCCUUAUGUUUCGUUCCAAAAGCUUGUUAGUAUUUAUUCAACCUGUUAUCAAAUUUUCCUAUCCCGAGGGCAAUGCUCUCCCCUGGUAGCUCUCCUUCUACAGCUUCUCUCCUUCUUCUUAGUAAACCUCUUAAGACAGUAGAAGAGUGGUGAUAGACAAAUGGAAUCGAGGAGGCGCUCUCGGUGUGCAAUACUUUUUGGUAGAAACCGUAUGUGAAUGUGAUUAGAUCGAAGACUUAAUAAAAGAUAAGUAGUAACAACA
Molecule: messenger RNA, 1724 nt
Organism: Anopheles aquasalis
Lineage: Eukaryota; Metazoa; Arthropoda; Insecta; Diptera; Culicidae
Gene: Nmnat
Product: nicotinamide mononucleotide adenylyltransferase
Biological process (GO): NAD+ biosynthetic process
Molecular function (GO): nicotinate-nucleotide adenylyltransferase activity; nicotinamide-nucleotide adenylyltransferase activity
Source: RefSeq, a predicted model, not a curated record